UACCCCCAAUCCGCUCUUCCCCUCGCCGACGCCGACCGGCCCAGUUGCAUUGACUCCCCCCACCGCCACCACCAAUGGAUGUGGACGAGCCCGCCAAGCCCGCCGCCAACGGCGAGGCGGCCCCCUCCUCCGGCGCCCGGCCCGUGGACGUCGUCUCCGGCGGCGGCGGCGGAGAGGAGGACACGCUCCCCGGGGUGCUCCGCGGCUUCGUCGACGGGGUCUGGUCCUCCCCGGGCGGCGGCGGCGGCGGCGGGGACGAGCCGCUGCUCAGGCGGCUCCGGGCGGCGUCCUGCGAGGCGGCCCCGCGGCUGCGGGGGGCGUCCAGGAACUCCGCGCGGGACCUGCUCGAGUGGACCAGGCGGGGCAGCGGCCUCCGCGCCAUCCUCGUCAUCUCGGUUGGGACCGUCAUGCUUGUAGCGUUGACUGGCCUCCUGAUCUUCAUGUUCUUCCUGCUGGUUGCGACUGCUAAUGCCGUCGUCGUGUCAGUCCUGAUGUCACUGGCGGCUGCCGGAGGAUUCUUGGCUAUCUUCUUUGCUUGCUUAGUUGCAGUGUAUGUCGGAGCAGUAUCAGUUGCUGCUUUUGCCAUUUCUGCCACAGUUAUCUCAGCAAUUGUUGGAGUAACGAUUGCUACUGGCUGGGUCGGGUUCUUCUGGAUGAUCUGGUUCGCCGCGAGGAAGAGCAUGGACCUGACGAAGCACUCCAUCGGCGCGACGAGCUCGGCGAUCCAGUCGUACUCCGCAUCCCGGCACGCGAACUGGAAGCCGGUAGACUGAUGCUGAGGCUACCUCCAGCUUUGGUUACGCCCUGUAUGGAGCCUUUGGUCUAUGUGAAUUAGAACUACGGACACUGCCAGUUUGUAAGAGGUUUCUCUCGGUGACUCGGUGUGUAAUAUAGCUCUGAGCUUUGGCACCUUGUACGUGUGCCAUGGCGGCCAGUAUGUGCUGUGAAGUAGGUCAAGCAGAUGAACUUGUAGUGAAUACGUGUGCAUACAGCUGUGUUUAUGCUGUGAGGAAAGGGUGUUUGGUUCCUUAGGUAAGUUUGAUGAUCAGGUUGGCAAGUGUUUGGUUGGAUAAUUAAUGAUAACUAAUCUUUGGUAAGAUUUGAUUUUUUAGGCUCCACAUGUUAUAGA
Setaria italica (foxtail millet) is the source of this 1129-nucleotide messenger RNA. RefSeq lists its product as uncharacterized. The record is from RefSeq and is a predicted model, not a curated record. The transcript has 3 exons. Lineage: Eukaryota; Viridiplantae; Streptophyta; Magnoliopsida; Poales; Poaceae. Bases 75 to 773 code for a protein of 232 amino acids.